This is a messenger RNA of Adelges cooleyi (spruce gall adelgid), 461 nucleotides long. Its product is annotated as 40S ribosomal protein S28. The transcript has 3 exons. Gene Ontology annotation, molecular function: structural constituent of ribosome. Gene Ontology annotation, cellular component: ribosome; cytosolic small ribosomal subunit. The coding region runs from base 161 to 358 and encodes 65 amino acids. NCBI's taxonomy places the organism in Eukaryota, Metazoa, Arthropoda, Insecta, Hemiptera, Adelgidae. The record is from RefSeq and is a predicted model, not a curated record. Gene Ontology annotation, biological process: ribosomal small subunit assembly; maturation of SSU-rRNA; translation.
UUAAAAAAACUUUUAAGGUUAAUAUUUUAUAGUUUACUUUGGAUUCUGCAGAAAUUGGAAAUAUCACUUCCUCAGGACUCGGCGUAUUAUAAUAAUAACCAAAAGUCUUGGUGUUAAAGCUUUCAAGUUGCAAUUUACAAAAUCAGACUUAUAAACAAAUAUGGAUAAACCAGUAGUCUUGUCUAGAGUUUUGAAAGUCUUAGGCCGUACUGGAUCGCAAGGCCAAUGUACUCAAGUUAAAGUUGAAUUCAUUGGCGAACAGAAUCGUCAAAUUAUCAGGAAUGUCAAAGGGCCCGUUCGCGAAGGAGACAUACUCACACUCCUCGAGUCCGAAAGAGAAGCCAGAAGACUUCGAUAAUAUAAUUCAAUGGAUAUGCGUUCAAGUAUAAAUAUUAAUCAUAAGGUGACAACUAAUUUGUGACAAAUGACAUUGUAAUAAAUAUGUCUGAAACACAUUUGCA